AUGAUGCUGAACAACGGCGAUAGCCAACGGCAACAAGAGCUGCAGCCGCCUAGGACAGGGAAUGAUGCCAUCUCUGAAGCCGUCGCCGUUGAUCCCGCCGUCGCGAGACUUACAGGAACAAGUUUUGAGGCCGCCGCCAUGGAUCAUUUGAAGCCUGUGGUUGGAAUGAUGUUUGAUACACUUACAGAUGUGGAGAAAUUUUAUAAAUCGUAUGCACAUGAAGCUAGUUUCUUUGUUCGUGUUGGUCAGCAUAAGAAGCAAAAUGAUGAAAUAUUAUUCAAGCGAAUGGAACAAUUUGAAUCAUGUUUACAGAACACCAGGGGUGGAGGAGACCUCACCAGGCAGCAGAGGGCAAGGGGCUGCAGCGCCCUCAGCAAGCCGGCGGAGGGCAAGGGGCGGCGCCGCCCUCAGCAGGCUGGCGGCGGGCAAGGGGCGGCGGAGGUCUCAGGCGGCGGAGCGCAAGGGGCGGCGGAGGUCUCAGGCACCGGAGGGCAAGGGGCGGCGGCGGGCAAGGGGCGGCCGAGCGCAAGGGGUGACGGCGGGCAAGGGGCGGCGGCGGAGCGCAAGGGGUGGCAGAGCGCAAGGGGCGGCAGAGCGCAAGGCGCGGCGGCGGGCAAGGGGCGGCGGAGGUCUCAGGCGUCGGAGGGCAAGGUGCGGCGGAGGGCUGGGGUGACGGAGGAUGCGGCGCAAAAUCGCGGAGGGUGGAGGUGA
Messenger RNA from Setaria italica (foxtail millet), 711 nucleotides. RefSeq names its product circumsporozoite protein-like. The transcript has 2 exons. The coding region runs from base 1 to 711 and encodes 236 amino acids. The record is from RefSeq and is a predicted model, not a curated record. Lineage: Eukaryota; Viridiplantae; Streptophyta; Magnoliopsida; Poales; Poaceae.